Molecule: messenger RNA, 4566 nt
Organism: Fusarium venenatum
Lineage: Eukaryota; Fungi; Ascomycota; Sordariomycetes; Hypocreales; Nectriaceae
Source: RefSeq, a predicted model, not a curated record
AUGGGUUCCUCUCAGCCGGAAGGCGGUGGUCAGCAAACUACCCACUGCCGACUCAUCGAGGAAAGGUACCUUGCAUUCCGAGAUGUCGAACCUGGAGGAUCCCCAGUCGAAGCGUUUCUCAACUUAUGGCCUCGACUAGAACCUCAUUAUGGAACCAUGGUGGAACAGUUGAAGAGCGCUUUGCAAGAGGCAUUGAACGUGCGCUGCACUAUCUCUGCGCGCGUGAAAUCCUUGAGUUCGAUCACAAAAUCGAUUGAACGCCGGCAAAGUCACAGGGGAGAGCGGUAUAAGGAAGUUGACGAGAUCUUUGAUGACCUUCAUGAUCUCGCUGGCUUUCGCAUUGUUGUUGAUUACCCCUCGGGUAUUCAAAUUGUCAAGGCCUUCAUCGCUCAAAACUUUCAACUGAAAUCUACAAAUGUCUUCAGAGUAGAUCGAGAGAUCAACGAUUCUUGGAAACCCACUUUUGGCUCUUUCCAAAGCGAAAAUCACCAUGUGUUUUUGCACUCAGAUGCCAAAUAUCCGCUGAGCCCGUUUUGUAAUAUCUUAUUCGAGAUACAGAUCUUGAGUCUGGCUGGAAGCUUGUACAACAGGCUAGCACACCCUCUACUCUAUAAGAAGUCUUCGGGCCAAUUGCCCGUCAAAGACCAAAAAAUGAUCGAUGUCACACAUGGGCUUUCGUUAUGUUACGGGAUAUGUCUGUCUUGUAUGGAAGACCGCCUUGAAGGGAAGAGAACGGAAGAGAUACCCAGUCCAGUCCAGGAAGUCGCCCAAUUAGAUGGGAACCAGAAUGCGGACAUGGAGUCGUUCGUGAAAGCUACGCCCUAUUCAAUGCCAGCAUCUGACCAAAGAAUUCCGAACGAGAAGUGCGUGGAGUUUGUGAAGGAUCUGCCAAUGCAUUCGAUGUCUUCGGGUCAACUUAAUAGUCGACUUUCUCUACUGCUGAAUGGUUCAACUCAGACAUCUACAACCAAUGUAAACUCUGGAUCCGGCCAUAUAAUGCAGAACUAUGGCUCCGGUACCAACAACGCAUAUAGUGCAGGAGGGGAUAUAACAAUUGCUAAGGAGGACAUCGAGGACGAGAUUCGAAACGCUUUCUGGGUGACCGAUCCCCAGUCCCACAAAGAAGAUAUCGAGGAACGAAAGACAAUGUCUGUUUGUGGCAUCAUCGACUACAUCAGUCUCUUGUCAGUUCGAGAAAGCAAAGAUGCUAACAUUAAUCUUUCAUACUUCUUCUGCGACGCAAGCGAUUCAAACCUCAAUAACGCCACUUCCGUCUUGCGUGGAAUCGUCUAUUCCAUCAUCUUUCAAAACAGUAUGGCCUUGUCCUAUGUUCGAAAACAUUUCAAGGAAAUUAGCAAGCCACUCGCGGAUCCAAGACUUGCAUGGCCUGUAUUGCAAAGAACCUUGAUUGGUAUUCUCAACGCAAACAAAUAUCAGAAGACAUACUUGAUUAUUGAUGGACUCGACGAAUGCAGGGAUGACCGAGACAAACUUCUAGAAUUUAUCGUCAAGCAUUCAUCAUUGCUACAAGUCAAAUGGCUUGUCUCAAGCCGCAAAUGGCCAGUCAUAAAAGAGGUCCUUGCGACUUGUCCUGCUUUGUUAGAGCUGUGCUUGGAGGACAACGAGACAAAUGUCUCUGCGGCAGUCAGCUUCUACAUAACGCAGCAAGUGGAAAGACUCUCUACCAUCAAACGGUACGACAUGAAAAAGAAAGAAGCCGUUGAACUUCACCUUCGUUCGAAAGCGAAUAGUACUUUCCUCUGGGUUUCUCUCGUCUGCCGAAUGCUCAAACAAAUUCCCGCGUGGCAGACAAUGAAGAGACUAGACACAUUUCCGGCCGGGCUUGAUGCACUAUACGGAAGAAUGUUGGAGCAGCUCCAGACUUCAUCUGAAGAGGAAGGAGAUCUGGGCUUUGAUGAGCUAUAUGCGCAACUAAUUUCCAUUGCUUUGAGUGUCUUCAGACCCCUUUCUAUAGAUGAGCUUUAUUCCCUUGUUGAUGAUGACGAUAUCACUGCCAAUGAAUUUGAGGAUAUCAUUGCCCUUUGCGGAUCGUUCUUGACAGUCCAACAUCGAGUCGUUUACUUCAUACAUGAUUCAGCGAAGGAUUUCCUACUCAAUGACGCAAGUGGUUUUGAAUUUUGUCCACGACAACAGCAUGCUAUGUUAUUUUCACAAUCACUCAGCAAUUUGACACGAUCACUCCACCGCGAUAUGUUGCAACUUGAAACUAAUCAUCCACUACCGUUACAAAAAGCUCUUGGGUCAUUUUCAUACCAAUGUAUUUACUGGAUUCAUCACUUGACAGAGUGUGAAAUUGCUACAUUGAACAAACAGCUGGUGGACGGGAGUCAAGUUGACAAUUUUCUACGCAAUAUGUUUCUUUUUUGGGUGGAAGGGCUCAGUCAUUUAACUUCUAUCGGGCUUGGAAUAAGUUCGAUCUUGAAACUGGAACAAAUGCUGCAUGACAACUCUUCCAACUUUAAACGCCUUGUGCAAGAUCAAUCACGAUAUAUUCGCUAUAUUAGUGUCUGGAUUGAGCAACGCCCUCUUCAGGUCUAUUCUUUGUUGAGAUUCAGCCCAAUCAACUGUAUAACUAGAAAACUCUAUGAGCCACAGGCGCCAGAUUGGUUUAGCUUGAAACAAGGCGUAGACGAGGACUGGAGCCUGUGCAUACUGACCAUGGAGGGUCACAAUGCACUAGUUCAGUCCAUUGAUUUUUCUGAAGAUGGGUGUUUACUAGAUUCAGGUGCCUUCGACAACAAGGUCAAGAUCUGGGAUGUGUUAACUGGCACGUGUUUACAUACACUCCAGGGACAUGAUGAUCGUGUCCUCAAAGUAGCUUUCUCUAGAAAGGACUACCAAUUAGCUUCAGGAUCUUCGGAUGAGACAAUCAAGAUUUGGGAUGCGAAAAAUGGUGCUUUAAUACGUACACUUGCCGACCAUAACAGCCCAGUUGAUGCUUUAGCCUACGGCAGGAAAGGCGGCGUCCUUGCUUCAGGGUCGUACGAUGGCAUUAUCAAGUUGUUCGACACACUAAGUGGUGUGUGCACACGAACAAUAGUCAUCAAUCACAAUCCUAAGAUCCUUUCGAUUGAUUUAACCCAUGAUGACCAGAUACUGUCAUGCCGAACUAGCUAUUCCCUGCUAAUAUGGGAUCUGAAGGCUCAGACUGAUCCCUACCGAAUUCAGUUGCAAGACUCCCAUUACGGGAAGCUUGUCUCGUCACAGACGGGUGAGCUCUUUCUCAUAGAUGGCAAUCAAAUUGAGAUCUUGAACCCAGCCACGAAAAUGCGUAUGCAGACAAUCAAAUAUCCCGCGCCUGAUACAUUCGUUUAUCCCUCGUAUGCGAGAUCAGCCAUACUCUCCAAGCAGGGAACACUUCUUGGAGUGACUGGAGACUCCACGGUCAAAUUCUUUGAUCCUUCAACACAAGAGUGGACGAGGCAAAUCGAAGAACAAUCACAAGACUGUUCAGUCUCGCCAACAAGUGAUAUUUUGGCACUAGCAUCUGAUUCAACGAUCAAACUCUGGGAUUUAUCAUUACUAUCUCUUUGGAAACAUUCGUCCCAAGAAUCCGAUUGCCCGUCAGUAUUCUCCAACGAUGGCUCAUUGAUUGCCACGAGGUCGAGAACAGAAAAUGGGCUGGUUAUCUGGAGAUCUUGUACUGGCGAAUCCAUUUUUACGUUCAGAGGUGACUGCAUUCCGACCUUCUCACCAGAUAGUCAAAUGCUGUUAUUGAGAGAUAAUGACCAUAGAAUCUACAUCAAACAUAUGUCCCAGGAGUCUGUAUAUGAGUGUAUUGACGCGGUUUCACGUCCUCAUGGUGUCAUUUUGGAAAUAUCAAUUUCGUAUGAUAAACGUUGGCUUGCAGUGUCAUUCCAAGACAGAUUUGUCUGUAUCUGGGACGUGGCUGCCAAGCAAUUCGGCUCCACGGUUGCAAAUUUAAAGAUCAACUCAGAGGAUGAAGACGCCAAAGAAACUGCGGACGAUGGUACAGCAUACGAUCCAAAUAUUGCGCUUUCUUUCUCCCACGACAGUGCAAAUCUCGCAGUAUACGAUGGGAAGUAUAUCAUGUUGUAUGAAAGCAGCACAUGGCGGUGCAAGUCGACAAUCUACAAUUAUGAUAGAAACAGCAACCUCUGGGAUCACUGCGUUGUAUUUUCUUCUGACGACAAAUUUCUUGCAACCACAGGGCUUGACUUUAUCAGGACCGAGACUAAACUGAACAUCUGGAAUUUGGAAACAAUGGUUUGCAUGAGAAUAACAGCCCCGGAGGAGGAAUUUUCGACUUUCGGUCUAGACACAUCAGCUGUUUGGCGAUUGGAGACUAGUUCGGGUAUCUACGAAAUCAUCGACCACGCCAUCCACCCAGUCCGACCGAAGUAUGAGAUAUCUGAAGACCUGCAUUGGAUAUGCAAAGGCACUGAACGGUUAUUAUGGCUCCCACCGGAGUUUCGACCGGAAGCUAAAUUCAAUGUCGAAAUCAAGUUCUGCAGGGAUUGCUUAAAGUUCAAAGUCGCAAUUGUAACUUCUGCUAAGCGCAUAGUUUUUCUUACACUACCGUAG